AUGGAGACUUUAUCAUCACAGCAACAGCAACAACAGCGACAGAAAUAUUCUUGGCCUGUUCGUUGGCUAUCUCGACCUUUGAAAUGGAUGUUUCCUGACCUGACAACAGAUCAACUUCGCAACCUGCUUUCUAAAUUCAACAUUGCAAAUCUACUGUUCUGUUAUUGCAUUCCUUUCUUCUAUGUCUUUUACCCAACUCUUCUCAUGCCAGCAAUCUUUCUGCGGUCCCUGUCAUUUGUGGUCGGCUGGGCACAUGGACUUGUGUCUCGACAUCAUCCAAACCCACAACGACAUGGCACAAGUACCAACAAUAAUAACAAUAAUAACAAUAAUGGUGCUGGUGCUGGUGUUGGUAACUCAAGACGUCAACCCCGACGACCGGAUACUAUCAGUCGAACCAAUACAAAUACCAGCAUCACUAGCAAUACCAAUACGAAUACGAAUACCAACAAUGAUGGAAUGAACAAUAUGUAUUUCUGGCUACAGAGAUGUUCAAUCUGUCUUGAUCAUACAUAUGCUCUCUGCCUUGAGAAUUGCCGCGACCAAUUCUGCAAAGAGUGUUUUGCUCGUUAUGUAGAAGAAAUUGUAAAUACAUCCUGGGGAUUGGGUGUUACACGUAUUCGAUGCCCAGUUUGUAAAGAAACAAUUGCACAAUCUGAGUGGAGUCGGUAUGUCUCUAGUGACAUUGUGGAGCGGUAUGAUCGGUACAACCAACCCUAUCGAGCAUUUUCUCGCCACUGCCUCGACUGCGAAACUGUCAUUACUCCAUGUCAUGGACCCCGUUCUGAGCGGAUAUCUCACGAACGUCGGUUAGAGUUGAUCAGUCAUGACCUAUCAUUGCUACAUCAAAAGUCUGGACAUCAUAACCAAAACCGACUACAAGAAAAAGAUAAAGAAGACAGAGAAGAGAAUGAUAAACAAAAGCAGGUGAUCGAAUUACAGUCGAUGUUUGAAAAGGCACGGCUGAGUCGACGGACAUCUAGAGUGGGGCAGGUUCAAGAACUUUAUGGACAAAUGGUACCACUAUUGAAGAAGCAGGCUGGAGAGUGCGACAAAUACAAGUUGUGUUCAGCGAUAUCCAAGCAAUUGGUUGCACUAGAAACCUUGCCAGAGGCAUGGAAACUACUACAAUUUGUCCAUGUUGCCAAUUUUCCGAUUGAGACCUGUACUACUUGUCAAAAACAAGUGUGUCUUCAAUGCGGUGAGUUUAGUCACCCAGAUCUUAGUUGCCUGGAGCAUCUCAAGCAUCGGUUGACAAUUGACAAUGAAUCUGAUGAGUCGUUGAUUGUAAAAUGGAAAUUGGAACACACUCAACCAUGCCCUAAUUGUUCUGUCAUGAUUCACCGUGACGAAGGCUGUAAUAAGGUUGACUGUCUCUUGUGUGGAUUUCGGUUCUGUUGGUCCUGUGGUUCAAAAUGGUCCCAGCAAUGUGGCUUCUAUCAAUGCCAGCAACAACCCAUAAAGGAUGAUAUCGGAAUCACUCCCGAGAAAAAGGUUGAAUUGGGAGUGCCUGACAUGGAUGCCAUUGAUGCCAAAAGACCAACCAAUUCAAAAUAA
Messenger RNA from Phycomyces blakesleeanus NRRL 1555(-), 1557 nucleotides. RefSeq lists its product as hypothetical. The coding region runs from base 1 to 1557 and encodes 518 amino acids. The record is from RefSeq and is a predicted model, not a curated record. The transcript has 8 exons. Gene Ontology annotation, biological process: protein polyubiquitination; positive regulation of proteasomal ubiquitin-dependent protein catabolic process; ubiquitin-dependent protein catabolic process. Gene Ontology annotation, cellular component: ubiquitin ligase complex; cytoplasm. Gene Ontology annotation, molecular function: zinc ion binding; ubiquitin conjugating enzyme binding; ubiquitin protein ligase activity. NCBI's taxonomy places the organism in Eukaryota, Fungi, Mucoromycota, Mucoromycetes, Mucorales, Phycomycetaceae.